Messenger RNA from Cyclopterus lumpus (lumpfish), 303 nucleotides. RefSeq names its product keratin-associated protein 5-8-like. Bases 1 to 303 code for a protein of 100 amino acids. The transcript is spliced from 4 exons. The record is from RefSeq and is a predicted model, not a curated record. NCBI's taxonomy places the organism in Eukaryota, Metazoa, Chordata, Actinopteri, Perciformes, Cyclopteridae.
AUGAUCGUCUGUGUGCAGCUUCUUCACACCCAGCAGCUCCUUCCUAGAGGAACUCCUCUGCUUCCAGAAAAGUUAAGGAAAAAAACGACGUGUAGCUCAACGUCGUGUAGCUCAACGUCGUGUAGCUCGUCGUGUAGCUCGUCGUCGUGUAGCUCGACGUGUAGCUCGACCUCGGCGUGUAGCUCGACGUGUGGCUCGUCGUGUAGCUCGUCGUGUAGCUCGUCGUGUAGCUCGACGUCAGUCCUCAGCCUCUACUUGGUGACCUCUGUGGGAGGAGCCAUAAUUAGGAAUAAUAAAAACUAA